Messenger RNA from Brenthis ino (lesser marbled fritillary), 3915 nucleotides. Lineage: Eukaryota; Metazoa; Arthropoda; Insecta; Lepidoptera; Nymphalidae. The record is from the annotation of a GenBank genome assembly.
AUGUUGGCGCAGCCUAAAAACAGAGUACAAGCUAUUAAAAGUAAAUUUGAGAGUUUGAGUACAGAACCAGAUUACGUUAUUAGGAAAAAGUCGUUGAAACAGGAUUCCAUACAAACCACCGAAAAAGAUAACGUACGUAAUGAAAAUGACCAUAAUUUAUUUAAGGAAAAGCACAAUAAUGAAUCAGAUUCUGACGAGUGGUCGCCGAAACCGAAUUCAAGUUAUUUGUACAGUAAAAAUGACGUGAAACGUAGUUUAAGUGAUGCAAAAUCAUCUCUAACGAGACAAACCAGUGAUCCAGGGAAGAAGCUACACAGAAGCCACGCUUUCCGUUGUGACAAAAGCCAGAAAAUUAACCCAAGUCCGAAAAGGCACGGUAGCUGUAACGGUAGGUCUGAAACCAGUGAUUUUUCAUUAAAAAUGGGUGAACAGAAAUUAAGUAAAGAACGGUUAAAGCAGCUCGGGAACUUUCUAGAAGAUCAAAUGAGGAAGGAUAAUUUCAAGCCGAAUUUAGAGGAUUGUGUUAUUGUGGGUGAAGUCCAGGAGGUGAAGGCUGUGGAUUCCAUACCUGACGAACAAGUCCCAAAGCAUAUAUUAGAUCAGUAUGCCAAAGUUAUAAAAAAUAAAAAACCUGAAAAUCGGCAGGAUUCUAUGACUGAUAGUGGUGUUAGUUCAGAAACUGAGAAUAUUGAAGAGGAAAAAAGUAAUAAAAUUAAAAAAUUGGUAUCCCAGUAUGAAAAUCCAAAAAUUCUAGUUGAAUCAAAGCCUAAUUUGGAGAUAAUGAAUGAUUUAUGUGCAUCCAGUGAAACAAUGAAAUUAGAACGUAAAAACCCUCACCUGAUUUUAACAGAUACUUUGAAAAAAGCUUUAAAGCAACCAUUGCCGGCUGGCCCACCACCUAAAAAACCACCUAGAACCUUUUUAAACCCAUCCACAUCUGAACCUCCUGAAAAAGAUAAGAAAGACCCAAAAAAAAUGUUAGAAAAACUUGAACAAGUGUUACAUAAAAGAGAAGCACAACACCAAAAUACUAAUCCCAGUAAAAAUAUUUAUGAUAUUGCCGAAAUAGAUGAAAAUGUCAAAAAACCAAAAGAAAUGCAUUACUUAUGUACUGAAUUAUUAGACAUUACACAACGGAAUUCUAGCAAAGAUCCAUUUUCUAAAUGUUUUAAUUCCUUAAACUGUGCCAUACUAACGAAUAACUCAACUCUAAGCUUGCCAUAUACAAGACUAAGUUCCAAUAUAUGUUCAUGUAGCAAUGAAAAUUUGAAUAAUGUGACAACGUUUUUAACAGAUAAGUGUAUAAAGUGCCAAUCUAACGAUAAAACUUCAGGUUUUAAGUGUCACUUACAUUGUAAGUGUAAGAAGGAAAAAUCUAAAUUUUUUGUGGAAAAAGAACACAUAUAUGAUGUUCCUUUCGACAACCAGUACGGGACUCUGAAUUCACUUAAGCUGAAUCAAAGUCGGAGCAUGGAAGAUUUGAAGCUGAAAAGUGCUGAUGAUGAUCAGAAAAUAUACGACGUCCCAUACGAAACACCACGUCUUCCCACUUCAGAAGUUCAAAAAACAGAGUUCCAGAAGUUAAGAGAGAACUUUGAAAAUGCAGUGCUGAACCAGAAAACAGAUGGAGAGAAAGAAAAGCAACCACUUAAACCAAUUUUAAGCGGAAAAGUCUGGAAGUCAACAGAGAAUGUGUCCAAUGAUUUCAAAGUUCUACAGAAGAAUAUAGAGAAGAAAUUCGCGACUGAAACCAAGAGGUAUAAAAAGAACGACAGCAAAUUAGCCUUCAGUGUUCCCAAAAGAGAUGCUCAACUAGACGUGGAUAGAGAGAAUUUGAAUCGUCUUAUGUCAGAAAUCUACGAAACAGUAAAGGCUGCGUGCAAUAUGGACGAGAAUAAACCGGGAAGUUUUCCCACAGAUCUCUCUGAUGCUGCUAGUGAAGAAUCAGUAACACUCACAAGAAGUUUGACAGAGAAACGAAAGAACUACGUGCGACGUGUGUCUUCCAGGGUAGCGUAUUUGGACCAAAAUGUUAAAUCAAGAAGAUUCCGACACCAAACAUCUAUAUGUUCGUACAAAUCGGAAAUAAUAGACAAUCCCUACUUAACGUUUCGCUCUUGGAAAAGUUUCAGGACAUCCCAAAGUAACUUGACCAAAGACAAAAUGGACAGACACGACUCGACAGAUUCCAAAGUGAAUCUGACAGAUUCAUCAGGAAAUAUAUUGUCUAUGAACGCUAGUGAUGAGUCCAUCGAUAAUUUGAGUAUCGAUGAAAAGGCUGGGUGUGUGGAUAUCGAUUUGCCUUUUGAGCCUAGAGAGAAAGGGCUGUUUAAUGUUUGUCUGCUGGUUGGACUGAAUUAUAUGACAGGGGAGGCUUAUGUCAAAAGCGUUUUUCCCAGUCAGGUCCAAGUACCACCGCACAUAGAAAACUUAAUAUUCCCAGAGACCAUCAGUUCCAAAAAUGUUGAAGAAUGGGCGACGGAGAAGACUGCACAAUGCUACUCUCUAGUCCUCACUGAUGAGAGAGGAGAGAGAUCUUAUGGGUACUGCCGUCGUGUGUUGCCGGAGGGUGCAACAACAUGUCUACCACUCUGCUACUGCUUGAUAGGGAAAUACCGAGCGCCUGGUUUCUAUUACAAGAUUUUACAAGAAAUAGAAACACACCACGGCGAUUCAGAAGUAGAGAUUGAUAAAAUUCUACAACAACUAUUCGAAACCGACUUUCCAUAUCCCGGAGAGCAGAUUUCCAUCAAAUAUACAAAUAACAAAGACAUUUCAAGAAAUUCUAUAAGUUUAGGAGAUAUACACAAAUGUAAAACCAUGCCGGAUCCGAGAAGGAAUGAGAGUACAAUGAAUGUUAGCGUGCGGAAAGAGAGUUUGGAUAAAGAGAGAACGGAGAAAGCAGAGAGUUUGGUAUUAGCUGAUGAUGUCCACGAAUUGCCAGAAUAUUACGAUUUGGAAAAUAACAAUCGGCCGAAACGUGUUGUUGUUAAUAUGGAGAGGCAUAGAACCCAUAUAAUAAAGAGGCCCAUCGACCCUCGAGCUGAUGAAGACAACAUGUCAGUGUUGCUGGACACGUUUGGUGCCAGUCUAGUCCUGAAGGUCUUCGGCUCACUACUCCUGGAGAGGAAGGUCAUUAUCAUGGGAGAGGAACUGAGCGUCCUCUCAUCGUGUAUGGAGGCGCUGCAGAGCGCGCUGUACCCGCUGGUGUGGCAGCAGCCGCUCAUCUCCGCCAUCCCGGCGCAGAUCCAGCGCGACGUGCUCGCCGCGCCGCUGCCCAUCCUCGCCGCCAUGCUGUGCGACCACGCGCCCAACCAGUUCGAGGAGGGCAUGCUAAUAGAUUUGUCCAACCCGUCAAAAGUACUCUUCUAUCAAGGCGAUGAAUCGACCAUCCUCCCAACUUCUAGCUAUAAAACACUAAAAACCUCACUACAAAUGGAAUAUUCGAAGCACAAAGACAAACAAGACGAUACGAAAACAAGAAAUCUAAUGAUUUCCGAAGCGUUUUUGCGAUUUUUCGUCGAUAUUUUGGGUGAUUUUUGGAAGUUUUUCUCCGAGGGUGAAGUUAAGGAAGGUGAUUUGGGGAAAAAUGGCGUAGUUUUUGAUAAAGAAGCAUUCAAAAAGAACGCCUCGUCGAAACAAAUACAAUAUUUUCUCGAAUGGUUCACAGAAACCGCCAUGUUUAAUCAUUUCAUACAGAACAUGGCCCUUUCGUUCCCCGAUUUCCCCUUCACAUCGGACCAUGUAACUAACAAUUUAGUCGACACACCUCUACCUAAUUUCUACGAAUUAUUCCAUGACAGAGUAAAAAGUAGAAAAAAUACAGAUAAUAAAUACGAUUCAAAGUUAAACUAUAAAAAUGCGGUGAAUAAAAAAGUUAAAUUGCUUAAAACUAAAUUAAGAGAGCUAGUUGCG